Messenger RNA from Soboliphyme baturini, 507 nucleotides. NCBI's taxonomy places the organism in Eukaryota, Metazoa, Nematoda, Enoplea, Dioctophymatida, Soboliphymatidae. The record is from the annotation of a GenBank genome assembly.
CUGUAUAGAUCCAUAAACUAUAACGAAAAGGAUCCCUUCCUCUGCAAUUCUUGUGGAUUUUGUAAAUACGCCAAAUUCGAUUAUACGAUUCAUGGACGACACGUUGCCGGAGUGGAACCGCUGGAAAACGAAGAGGAUCGAAGGAAGGCCCUCUCCCACAUUAACAGUCUGUUGGAAAAGGCAGACAAUAUCUACCAGCAGAUCCGAGCAUACAGGCCUCGCAUCGAAAACGCGCUGACGAAAAUUUACGGGCAGGACAUUAAAACGGAAGCGGAACCGCUUAACAAGACGUUUACUGGAAGCGGAAAUCUGAUGGUCAAUAGUGAUAUUAAAAUAAUGGCUCUUCUCUACAAUUCCGACUGCAGCGCUGCUUUUGAGGAGCUUUCGAAGAUAGUUCAGUCUCGCUAUUCUAAUCUGGUUGAGGAGGCAGCAGAUUCAAACAUUUUUCCAGUGUAUCUGGCCCUACAUGAGUUGGACACAGCAAAUGAGUCGCGGUGUGCCAACUGA